CGGUGGGCCCCCGGCCUGGACUACAUUUCCCAGCAUGCCAUGCUCAGAACUACGGGUGCUCGCAUGACGUCCAGCGCCGUUGGCGGCGGCGCAGUCGCGGUGCGUACGACAGACGACAGACCCGCGGGUGCUUCGCGGUUUGAAUGGCCACGGGCCCGGGCCCUCAGCUCAUCGGAGGAGCCGCUGCCCAGGGGGGAGCUAUGCCGUCGGGAGGCGACCAGAAAAACCCCCCGGGGGCUGCAGCCUCGGAUGGGGAGGACGACGACGGCGAGGCGGAGGACGUCGCGCAGCCGGUCGGGUCGCCGACUCCUAAGAUCCAGCAGAGGUUCGACGAGCUGUGCAGCCGCCUCAACAUGGACGAGGCGGCGCGGGCCGAGGCGUGGGACAGCUACCGGAGCAUGAACGAGAGCUACACGCUGGAGGGAAAUGAUCUCCAUUGGUUAGCAUGUGCCUUAUAUGUGGCUUGCAGAAAAUCUGUCCCAACUGUGAGCAAAGGGACAGUUGAAGGAAACUACGUAUCUUUAACAAGAAUCCUGCGAUGUUCAGAGCAGAGCUUAAUUGAAUUUUUUAACAAGAUGAAGAAAUGGGAAGAUAUGGCUAAUCUACCCCCACAUUUCAGAGAGCGUACUGAGAGAUUAGAAAGAAACUUCACUGUUUCUGCUGUAAUUUUUAAGAAAUAUGAACCAAUUUUUCAGGACAUUUUUAAAUAUCCUCAGGAGGAGCAACCUCGUCAACAAAGAGGAAGAAAACAACGGCGACAGCCCUGUACAGUGUCUGAAAUUUUCCAUUUUUGUUGGGUGCUUUUUAUAUAUGCAAAAGGUAAUUUCCCUAUGAUUAGUGAUGAUUUAGUCAAUUCUUACCAUCUUUUGCUGUGUGCUUUGGACUUAGUUUAUGGAAAUGCCCUUCAGUGUUCUAAUCGUAAAGAACUUGUGAAUCCUAAUUUUAGAGGUCUGUCUGAAGAUUUUCAUGCUAAGGAUUCUAAACCUGCCUCUGACCCACCUUGUGUCAUUGAGAAACUCUGUUCUUUACAUGAUGGCCUAGUUUUGGAAGCAAAGGGAAUAAAGGAACAUUUCUGGAAACCUUACAUUAGGAAACUUUAUGAAAAAAAGCUUCUGAAGGGAAAAGAAGAAAAUCUUACUGGGUUUCUAGAGCCUGGAAACUUUGGAGAGAGUUUUAAAGCCAUCAAUAAAGCCUAUGAAGAGUAUGUUUUAUCUGUUGGGAAUUUAGAUGAACGGAUAUUUCUUGGAGAGGAUGCCGAGGAGGAAAUUGGGACUCUCUCAAGGUGUCUGAACACUGGUUCAGGAACAGAGACUGCUGAAAGGGUGCAGAUGAAAAAUAUCUUGCAGCAGCAUUUUGACAAGUCUAAAGCACUUAGAAUCUCCACGCCACUUACCGGUGUGAGAUAUGUUAAAGAGAACAGUCCUUGUGUGACUCCAGUUUCUACUGCUACACAUAGCUUGAGUCGUCUUCACACCAUGCUGACAGGCCUCAGAAAUGCACCAAGUGAGAAACUGGAACAGAUUCUCAGGACAUGUUCCAGAGAUCCAACCCAGACUAUUGCUAACAGGUUGAAGGAAAUGUAUGAAAUAUAUUCUCAGCAUUCCCAGUCAGACGAGGAUUUCAAUAAUAGUUCUAAGGAAAUUGCCAGCAAGCAUUUUCGUUUUGCAGAGAUGCUUUACUAUAAAGUACUAGAAUCUGUUAUUGAGCAGGAACAAAAAAGACUGGGAGACAUGGAUUUAUCUGGUAUUUUGGAGCAAGACGCAUUCCAUCGAUCAUUAUUGGCCUGCUGCCUUGAGGUCGUCACUUUUUCUUAUAAGCCUCCUGGGAAUUUUCCAUUUAUUACUGAAAUAUUUGAAGUACCACUUUAUCACUUUUAUAAGGUGAUAGAAGUAUUCAUUAGAGCAGAGGAUGGCCUUUGUAGAGAGGUGGUAAAACACCUUAAUCAGAUUGAAGAACAGAUCUUAGAUCAUUUGGCAUGGAAACCAGAGUCCCCACUUUGGGACAGAAUUAGAGAUAAUGAAAACAGAAUUCCUACAUGUGAAGAGGUCAUGCCCCCUCAAAACCUGGAAAGAGCAGAUGAAAUCUGUAUUGCUGGCUCCCCUUUGACUCCGAGAAGAGUGAGUGAAGUUCGUGCUGAUACCGGAGGUCUUGGAAGAAGCAUAACGUCUCCAACCACAUUAUAUGACAGAUACAGCUCCCCAACAGCCAGUACUACCAGAAGGCGGCUAUUUGUUGAUGAUAGUCCCUCUGAUGGAGGAACACCUGGGCGCAUUCCCGCACAGCCUCUAGUCAAUGCUGUCCCUGUGCAGAAUGUAUCUGGGGAGGCUGUUUCUGUCACACCAGUUCCUGGACAGACCUUGGUCACCAUGGCAACAGCCACUGUCACAGCCAACAAUGGACAAACAGUGACCAUUCCUGUACAAGGUAUUGCCAAUGAAAAUGGAGGAAUAACAUUCUUCCCAGUGCAGGUCAAUGUUGGGGGACAGGCACAAGCUGUGACUGGCUCCAUCCAGCCUCUCAAUGCUCAGGCCCUGACUGGAAGUCUGAGCUCUCAACAAGUGGCAGGAACAACCUUACAAGUUCCUGGUCAGGUGACCAUUCAACAGAUUUCUCCAGGUGGACAACAACAGAAACAAGGCCAGCCUUUAACCAGCAGCAAUAUUAGACCCAGGAAGACCAGUUCUUUAUCACUUUUCUUUAGAAAGGUUUACCACUUAGCGGGUGUCCGCCUUCGAGAUCUUUGUGCUAAACUAGAUAUUUCAGAUGAACUAAGGAAAAAAAUCUGGACCUGCUUUGAAUUCUCCAUAAUUCAGUGUCCUGAGCUUAUGAUGGAUAGACAUCUGGACCAGUUGUUAAUGUGUGCCAUUUAUGUGAUGGCAAAGGUCACAAAAGAAGACAAGUCCUUCCAGAAUAUUAUGCGUUGUUACAGGACUCAGCCGCAGGCCCGGAGCCAGGUGUAUAGAAGUGUUUUGAUAAAAGGGAAAAGAAAAAGAAGAAAUUCUGCUAGCAGCGAUAGAAGCCAUCAGAAUUCACCAACAGAACUAAACAAAGAUAGAACAGCCAGCAGAGACUCCAGUCCUGUCAUGAGAUCAAGCAGCACUUUGCCAGUUCCACAGCCUAGCAGUGCUCCUCCUACACCUACUCGUCUCACAGGUGCCAACAGUGACAUGGAAGAGGAAGAGAGGGGAGACCUCAUUCAGUUCUACAACAACAUCUAUAUAAAACAAAUCCAAACAUUUGCCAUGAAGUACUCACAGGCAAAUGUAAUGGAUGCUCCUCCACUGUCUCCCUAUCCAUUUGUAAGAACAGGCUCCCCUCGGCGAAUACAGUUGUCUCAAAACCAUCCUGUCUACAUUUCCCCACAUAAAAAUGAAGCAAUGCUUUCUCCUCGAGAAAAGAUUUUCUACUACUUUAGCAACAGUCCCUCAAAGAGACUGAGAGAAAUUAAUAGUAUGAUACGGACAGGAGAAACUCCAACUAAAAAGAGAGGGAUUCUUUUGGAAGAUGGAAGUGAAUCACCUGCAAAAAGAAUUUGUCCAGAAAAUCAUUCUGCCUUACUACGCCGUCUCCAAGAUGUAGCUAAUGAUCGAGGUUCCCACUGAGGUUAGUCUCUUGCACUGAAACUGUCUUUACACAAACUCUGUUUAGCAGCAUCACUUAAUGCAUGCUAGAUUAUGUAGGCUUUUCCUUAAUCCAGCCAGUCAACUAGAGCUUGAUAUGAAAAAUGAGAGACAUUUUUGUGAAAAAUUGGACUUUGCUCUCCAAGUAUUCCUAGAAUAUUUUUAUUCAUCCCAACUGCCUUUGUCCCUACCAUUCAGUGCUUACCAUCAACAAUGUUUGGAAUCCAACUUGGAUUUUACCCUUUUGACAAAGCUUUUACAAUUAUCACAAAGAACAAAGUGUACUUAAGAAUAUAAAUCCAAGCGGUCUCUGUUGACCUGCUCCAGCAAAAGACCUGUAUUUCAGAUUUAUUCCUACUUAUUUGUGGUCAGCUCUAGUCCUUGUGACAAGUAAAACAGAAAUUAGGUAUUUUGUCCCAAAUACUUGGUUGGAGUGUGAGAUUUUUGCAUUCCUGAACUAGAACAAAAGAGCACGCCCAGAUUCAGAGGUACUAGUCAUUAGCCUAGAUCUCUCAUCCCUUUUGCACACUUCUCCCCUUCCCCCAUUAGGUGUGGUGCAGUGGGAAACGUGGUUGGUUGGUUGGUUGUGCAAUGUCUGAGUGAACUUGUAUAAGUGGUGGCACUUUAGGUCUGUAAAAUGCAUGAUUUUGAAACCCAGAUUUUGCUGUAUAUUUGUGAUGGCACUUUCUACAAUGUGAACUUUUAAAGUACAAAACUUAUAGGUUAACCAUCCAAUAUUUUCUUUAAUUCUUUUUGUACUUUUUAAAAACCGUUAAAGCCCAUUUGGGCAUGUGUUUUAAAUUCUCCAGUUUUUUUUUUUUUUUUUGCUGUUAUAUAGGGAUCAGUUGACUAAAGAUUGUAAAUCAAGUUGAAUUGAGGAGACUAAUAUGAAAAAUUAUGACCUCUUCCUUUAAGAGGUAGUUAUCCAAAAGACAUGUCUAUUACGGUGAUGAUAUAUUUUAAAAUACAUUUUGGUGUGUUACUGGCAGUUUAAAAACAAUAGGUUGGAGAAUUUAGAUUUUUAUUAGUACGUAGUACCAUUUAUACAAAUUAGAAAAUGCUAUUUAACAGCUCUUGAAUUACCUAUAUAUACCUUUAUUAAUCACUAUUGUUCCAGCAGUUUUAAAGUUGAAUUAAUAAUCUUAUUAGGGAGAAAAUUCAAUUGUAAAUUGAAUCAGUAUAAACAAAGUUACUAG
This is a messenger RNA of Tupaia belangeri chinensis (Chinese tree shrew), 4816 nucleotides long. RefSeq names its product RB transcriptional corepressor like 2 (gene RBL2). The record is from RefSeq and is a predicted model, not a curated record. Gene Ontology annotation, molecular function: RNA polymerase II transcription regulatory region sequence-specific DNA binding. Gene Ontology annotation, cellular component: transcription regulator complex; nucleus; chromatin. NCBI's taxonomy places the organism in Eukaryota, Metazoa, Chordata, Mammalia, Scandentia, Tupaiidae. Gene Ontology annotation, biological process: regulation of transcription by RNA polymerase II; negative regulation of G1/S transition of mitotic cell cycle; cell differentiation.